AUGGAAGCCAAAUAUUUGGAAAUGUUGAGCGUUCUCGUGGAAGGUGAAUAUUUGCGAGGGAAGACGAAGACGCAAAGAAAUGAGGAGAGGGAGAGGACUCGGGAGAAACGAAACGUGGGUCUCGUGGAAUCUAAAACCAAACCUCGGAAACUCCCAAAAAUCCUCGAUCUGGCUGCUGGAGUUGUUCCCAGUAAAACUGGAAUGCCCAGUAAAUUAGCUGAAAAGAAACUUAAAAAUCUCCAGUCGCCUUUUCGUCGUCCAUCAAAGGGUCCAUCGAUCAACAGCUGA
Dovyalis caffra is the source of this 288-nucleotide messenger RNA. Lineage: Eukaryota; Viridiplantae; Streptophyta; Magnoliopsida; Malpighiales; Salicaceae. The record is from the annotation of a GenBank genome assembly.